AUGUAUACUCUCACGGGACAUGGAAAUAUUGUACGCCAGGAAAAUCUCCAAUUGCCUGCCAACACGAAAUCUCACACCUUUAAAAUAAGACCCUCCAUAGAGAUGAUUCCCAAUUCCCAUCUUUUCGUCUACUAUAUUGUGAAUGAUCAAUUUAAUUAUUGUGAAUUGACAAUACAUCUGCCAAAGACAUUUGAAAAUAAGGUAUCCCUUAUGGGUCCAACACGCGUCAAGCCUGGUCAAAAUAUUACCCUAACCUUAAAAGCCGCUGUGAAUUCUCGUGUAUCCAUAGCUGCGGUCGAUAAAAGUGUUCUUCUGCUGAAUUCGAAAAAUAUUCUACAAAAGGAUCACAUCAUGAACGAUUUGUUGGAUGAUAAAUCGUAUACCCCACCCCGAAUGCAGGGGAGCGCCCUAAUGUUAUCCCCCGAUGUUCAAACGGGUCUGGUCAUACUGACCAAUGCCAAAUAUCAAAAAUAUUACUAUAUGGAAAUCGAAAAAAGUAUACUAGAUCCCACAUACUAUCGUGUCGAUUUUCCCGAAACAUGGCUUUAUAAGGAUCUUGAAAUCACCCAACCAAAUACCCCUCUAAGUGUUAAGGUUCCUGACACCGUUACAACCUGGGAGCUGAGAGCCUUCUCGGUUAAUGAUGAAACCGGUUUUGGCAUGCUAGAAGAAAAUCUAGAAAUUCAGGCAUUCCAGCCAUUUUUCAUAAGCAUCAAUCUACCAUAUUCGGUAAAGCGUGGAGAAACUGUCAAUAUUCCGGUGACAAUUUUCAAUUAUCUGAAGGAUGAGCUGCAUAGCAAUGUGACAAUGAUACGGAAGGAGGGUGAUUUUGAAUUUCUAGAUAAGGAAGAUAAUGCAUCCGCAGGACAGUUACAGAGAUCUCUGCAGUUGAAUGUAACGGCCAACAAUGCCAGAAGUACCAUAUUUGCGAUACGCCCCCAAAGGGUUGGCGAUGUGGAUAUUGAAAUAAUAGCCAGUAAUGGGUUAAUAUCAGAUCGAGUUAUACACAAAUUAAAAGUUGAACCUGAGGGUGUGGUCCACACCCACAAACAGGAGGCGCUUAUGUCCCUGGCCAAACUGCAAAGUAAUAAAACUAUUUUCACAGCAGAUAUACCCAAGGGAAUUGUACCCCGCUCGGAAUUCUUAGAAUUGACAGUUAGUGGUGAUGUUAUGGGCAGCACCUUGGAUAAUCUUGAUAAUUUGGUUAAAAAACCCAAGGGUUGUGGUGAACAGAAUAUGAUUUACUUGGCUCCGAAUAUUUUAAUUCUGGACUAUCUACAGUCUCUGGAGGUUAUAUCGGCGAAUGCCAGCAACCUUGUGAUGGAAAAGGCUAAAAAAUAUUUGGAUAUUGGUUAUCAGCAACAGCUGUCGUAUCGCCAUUCGAAUGGUGGUUUUAGUGUUUUUGGUCCCGACUCAAGUACCGAAAGUAAUUGGCUAACGGCCUAUACUGCACGCUUCUUUAUGAAGGGUCAACAAUAUUCGGCCAUUGAAAAUGUGGUCAUUGAUGAUGCCCUGAAAUAUCUUAGCCAACAACAGCUGGAGGACGGCAGCUUUCCGCAUAGGGGUUUCCUAUUCGAUCCGGCCCAUCAAAAUCAGUAUGGCUUUACGGCUUUUGUUCUAUUGACAUUUUUGGAAAGUCCGAAAUAUGCCAAGAAAUAUCGAAGUACCAUUGCCAAAGGAAUGGAAUUUUUAAACAAACAUUACAAGGAUGUGCAGGACAUUUAUUCGAUGGCGAUUAUGGCCAAUACAUUUCAAAAGUCUGGCAACAUCAAUGCCAAUGAGAUUUU
Musca vetustissima is the source of this 1787-nucleotide messenger RNA. RefSeq names its product CD109 antigen-like. The annotation marks the transcript as partial. Gene Ontology annotation, molecular function: endopeptidase inhibitor activity. The transcript is spliced from 5 exons. The record is from RefSeq and is a predicted model, not a curated record. NCBI's taxonomy places the organism in Eukaryota, Metazoa, Arthropoda, Insecta, Diptera, Muscidae.